Cheilinus undulatus (humphead wrasse) is the source of this 1099-nucleotide messenger RNA. Its product is annotated as GTPase IMAP family member 4-like. The coding region runs from base 95 to 1099 and encodes 334 amino acids. NCBI's taxonomy places the organism in Eukaryota, Metazoa, Chordata, Actinopteri, Labriformes, Labridae. Gene Ontology annotation, molecular function: GTP binding. The transcript is spliced from 2 exons. The record is from RefSeq and is a predicted model, not a curated record.
CUCAGACCACUGGAUCCUCGCCAGUACCUGUCCUGGUACCUUCACUCUGAAACCUGAACCAACCAGCCAAUAUAAAACCCACUCUGAACUAAAAAUGGCUCUGAGGAUCGUGAUGCUAGGGAAGACCGGCACUGGGAAGAGCGCCACUGGAAACACCAUCCUGGGUCGAGAGUGUUUUGAAUCAAAGUUCAGUGCCAAGUCAAAGACUGAGGUCUGUUCACUGGGCGAAGGUGCAGUAGAUGGUCAGAAGGUCGCCAUUAUCGACACCCCGGGUCUGUUCGACACCAGAUUUGGCAUGGACAAGACGGCCAAAGACGUCACCCAGUGCAUCACCUUUUCUCUUCCUGGACCCCACGUGUUCCUGGUGGUCAUCAGGCUGGGCAGGUACACCGCAGAGGAGAUGAGCACGGUGCAGAGGAUUCAGGAGAUCUUCGGCCAGGCAGCAGACCGGUACAGCAUGGUCCUCUUUACCGGGGGGGACCAGUUGGAAAUAGAAGACAUGACCAUUGAGGACUUCUUGAAUGAAAGCCCCGACCUGCAGGAACUGGUGGCUCGCUGUAACGGCCAGUACCACGUCUUCAACAACAGAGACAAAACCAAUCGCUCGCAGGUCACCGUGCUGCUCCAGAAGAUCAGAAACCUCAUCCAGAAGAACGGAGGGGGCCACUACACCAGCGAGAUGUUCCAGGAGGCCGAGAGGGCCCUGGAGAGGGAGAAACAACGCAUCCAGAGAGAGAAAGAAGAACAGAUACGGAGACAAAGAGAAGCACUAGAGAUGAUAGCGAGGCAAAAACACGAGGAAGAGAUGAGGAGGAUGAAUGAGCGGAUGAUGGCCGAGAGAGAGAGGGAGAGGCAGGAGAGAGAAAGAGAGAGACAGAGGGAGAUAGAGAGGAGGGAGCAGGAGAGGAGGAGGGAGAUGGAGGAAAGAGAAGCUCAGAGGAGGAGAGAGCAAGAGGAGAGAGAGAGGGAGAUGGAAAAUAUGAGGAUAGCUCUGCAGAGGGAGCAGGAAAGAGCUCUGCAGGAGGAGAGAGAGAGGUUGGCGAGGCAAUGGCAGUCACAGUCACACGCUCAGUCCAGGAAUGACUGUACAAUUCUCUGA